GAACCAACGGCGUCACACGCUGCUUAUCGGUUGCUCCUUAUUUUCGACCUAAAUAUUCUCCACAAAUUCCGUUUAUUGUCUUUAGUUUGGACAGAAUGGAGCUGUUUCGAAGCCGGCUUUGUGACCGUGAACUUUGGUGAUGGAGGAGAAGGUGCUCGGGAUCGCCCCGCACUCGCUGGCCGUGGUGUUGUCGAGGUUGAGCGGCCACCGUGAGGACGAGACGUCGGUCACCCCACCGGUGCCAGCAGCAGUGGCGGCCGGCUACCAGGUGUUCGCGGACUUCAAGGCCACCAACAUGCAACAUUUCUGGAACCAGGCGCUCACCCGGGCCCUGGCUGAGGUCUUCUUCCUGGGCUGGUUGGACGAGCACGUGCUGCUGAUCCGCGGCCGAGAAGAUCACCUGCAAGUGCUGCGGAAUGGAUGGACAAGAAGGACCCUGAAGGCUCCGCCGGGUUUCCACAUCACCUCCUUAGGUGACGUGUCGCCCAUCAGCAUGUCGCCCAUCAGCCAGUCACAGUUCAUCCCGCUGGGCGAGAUCCUGUGCCUGGCCAUCUCGGCCAUGAACGCCGCCCACAAGCCCGUCAGCCAGGAGGCUCUGGUGGAGCACCUCAGCGCCAGCUUCCCAGGCGUGCCCACACCCAGCUUGGAGGUUCUGCGACACACCCUCAACAUGCUGGUGCGAGAAAGAAAGAUCUACCCGACUCCAGAGGGCUACUUCAUCGUCACACCCCAAACCUACUUCAUCACGCCGUCCCUCAUCCGAAGCAACAACAAGUGGUACCACCUGGACGACCGGCUGCAGGAGCGACAAGCGGCGCCGCCGCCGCAACCUCAGCAGUGUACUUCGCCCAAGUCGGGGAACGUCACGCCGUCGGCGGCGCCCGUUUGCCCGUCGGAGAAGCCCUCCCGGAAGAAUCACGGCGACUCGUACAAUUCCCGACGCGACGAGCCGCCGCCGAGGCUUCAGGGUAAGACGCCGAAGGAGCAGCAGAGUAAGACCCCCAAGGACCACGGCCAAGCGCCGGCCAGCAAGGAGCAGCGAGGAGAACCGCCGUCCUACCCCUACCCGCCCCCCCGCACGUCCCCCCCUGUCCAGCAAGAUCCGGCAGACAAGAGCAAAAGCGUGACGUCCUUCCCGUACAAAACGGACACCCUGACCAAAAAGAAAGAGGCCAGCGGAAGCGGUGAGAAACAAUCCAAGCGCUUCGGCCUGCGCCUCUUCCGCCUGAGCUUCAAGAAGGACAAGAUGAGGCAGCUGGCCACUUUCUCGGCCCAGUUCCCGCCGGAGGAGUGGCCGUUGCGCGACGAGGACGUCCCCGCCGCGCCCAUCCCCCGCGAGAUCGAGAUGGAGAUCAUCCGGCGUAUCAACCCCGAUCUGACGGUGGAGAACGUGGCCCGCCACACGGCCGUGAUGAAGCGGCUGGAGGAGGAGCGCACGCAGAAACACAAGGCGGGCUCGUCGGCGCAGCACAGCGCCCGCAGCCGCCGGGGCCGCGGCCACCGGCGGGUCCCGCACGGUAAGUCUCGCUCGCACAGCAAGCCGCGGACUUCCCGAGGGGAGCCGUCCGAGGGUUCCAACUGGGAUCUUCUUUUCAUGGAAAGGGAUUAUCGCUUCUUCAGCCACUCGCUGGUCCGCUCCCCUCGGGAGGCCAUGUACACCCUGGAGCGCCGGCGUAGCGGCGGCGGCGGCGGCGCCGCCACGUACCUCGUCCACAGCAACCCCAACAUCACAGAGUCCUACUGCCCCGUCACGCCCGAGUGGGACGUGUCCGGGGAGCUGGCCAAGAGGAGGACGGAGAUGCCCUUCCCCGAGCCCUCCCGGGGCACCUGCCAGUCUAGGGUCCAGAGGAGUCACAGUCACAAUCAGGAGCGCAAGUCGCGCCACGACCGCUCGGACCAGGCCAAGGAGCGCUCGCGUUCCAUGGACAAUUCCCUUAAAGGGCCGUCGCUCGGCCCGCCCGAAGACUUUGAGGACGGAGCGGAGGAGCGGGGCGGCGUCGGCGGCGCCGCCCACUACUACACGGACGACGGCACCCUGCGCGCCUCGCAGAAGUCGGCCCACUACUCAAGGAUCAUGUUCUCUGCUGCUAAGUUCCACUCGGAUUUCAAUGUGCCUGAUUUGGGGAAAGGGAGCGCGGACGAGUUGAGGCUCCGCAGUAGCGCCGAGAGGAACAAGAGCAGAGACAGCCUGCCGUCCUACAACGAGCUCAUGGGACUUUCUCCCAAGCCCUCGGCGGACGAAUACUUCCAGUGCAAUACGUCAAACGAAACAAUCCUAACUGCCCCCUCGCCUCAGGCAAAAUCGGAAUACGACACGUUAACCUCAUCGGGAGGACGCCGAAAGGGCUCUCCGGCAGACCGCCAAACGCCUCACCUCACUUCUCCGCACAAGGUGGAGUACAAGGAGGACUUGGCCAAGGGUCAAAACGGCGGCGGCGGCGGCGGAUCGCUGCGACUGACGCCCAGCCAGACGCCGGAGCCGGCGCAGAGCGCCCGCCUGACGCCGCACCAACACAACGUGGACCCCGGCGGGGGCGGCGGCGCCAUCAAGAGGAAGGAGAUCUUCAGCAAGGACACCUUGUUCAAACCCCCCCCACACAAUGCCUUGUCCGCGGGCUACGCGGACAGCAGCUACACCAAGUCCGGCACAUUGCGGAAAGCCUCGCACGCCAAAUCAACAGAGGCCCUCGACAAUCCUGAGCCCCAGCAGCCUUCCAAUUCCGCCGCUUCCUCCGCCUCGCCCGCCAUGUUGCAGGCCUGCCUCGAGCCAACCGUCCCGCCCGCCUCCUUCGACUACUACAACGUCUCGGACGACGAGGACGACGAGGAGGCGGAGGAGGACUCGCACAAAGAGUUGGCAAAGGCGGAGGACGGCAAGGACCAUCGGGAAGCGGGCGGUAAAGGCGGCGGCGGCGGCGGCGGCACCGUCGUGGGCGGCGGCGGCGGCGCCGGGGAGGGAACCAUCAAGUGGCUCCUGCAGCGGGAGAAGGAGCACGACCUGCAGCGCAAACUGGAGAGCAACCUAACCUUGCUCAGCCCCAAGGAGACGGAGAACGGCAGCAGUCAGAAGUCGGCCCACUCGGCGCGCUUGGACAGCAUGGACAGUAGCAGCGUCACCGUGGACAGCGGAUUCAACUCGCCCAGGACGCGCGAGAGCCUGGCGUCCAACACGUCCAGCAUCGUGGAGAGCAAUAGGCGGCAGAACCCGGCGCUGAGCCCCGGGCACCACGUGGGCCCGGGCGGCGCGGGACUGCCCUUCAGCUUCCGCGCCAUCCCCGAGCCGCCCGCUCCGUCGCAGCCCGACAAACUGCAGAAGCCCGCCAACUGCCUGGCCUCCAUCACCAGCGUGUAGAAGCCAGGGGACGACUUUUUUUUUUUUUUGCUUUUCCUUUUUUUUUUUUCUUCUGGUAUCUCACACGUUCACACACCUUGGGACUCUGGAGAAUCUUACUGGGACUGUUACAAACAAACAAACAAACAAAAAACAGGCAUGGCUUCUAGAGACUGUUCCCACAGCUUCAACAAGAACUUGACUGCAAAAAAAAAAAAAAGAAGAAAUCAUAAGGAAA
Molecule: messenger RNA, 3569 nt
Organism: Syngnathus typhle (broad-nosed pipefish)
Lineage: Eukaryota; Metazoa; Chordata; Actinopteri; Syngnathiformes; Syngnathidae
Gene: stox2a
Product: storkhead box 2a
Exons: 4
Coding region: 140-3352 (1070 amino acids)
Biological process (GO): positive regulation of transcription by RNA polymerase II
Cellular component (GO): nucleus; cytoplasm
Molecular function (GO): DNA-binding transcription activator activity, RNA polymerase II-specific; RNA polymerase II transcription regulatory region sequence-specific DNA binding
Source: RefSeq, a predicted model, not a curated record